UCAGAUUGUCGCGUCAGCUUUAAGCUACUUGAAUUUUUUGGCACAAAUUCAAAAAGCCCUCACUCCGCAGUAAAACCUACGCUACUUUCCCGAUAUAUAUAUACACACAUAUUCACAACUCAGGCUACAGAAUAUUACGCUUCACAAUCUCUGCCGCGCUACGUGUGUGUGUUUUUCCAUCUCGAACAGCGCAGCGAAAAUCUAAUGGCGCUUCCGAAUCAGCAGACUGUUGAUUACCCCAACUUCAAGCUUGUAAUCGUUGGCGAUGGUGGCACUGGAAAAACCACGUUUGUGAAGAGGCAUCUCACUGGUGAAUUCGAGAAGAAAUAUGAACCUACUAUUGGUGUGGAAGUUCAUCCCCUGGAUUUCUUCACAAACUGCGGGAAAAUCAGAUUCUAUUGCUGGGAUACAGCUGGUCAGGAGAAAUUUGGUGGCCUUAGGGAUGGAUACUACAUUCAUGGGCAAUGUGCGAUCAUUAUGUUUGAUGUAACAGCUCGAUUGACCUACAAGAAUGUUCCAACAUGGCAUCGUGAUCUUUGCAGGGUCUGUGAGAAUAUCCCGAUUGUCCUUUGCGGGAACAAGGUUGAUGUCAAAAACAGGCAGGUGAAGGCCAAGCAGGUCACUUUCCACAGGAAAAAGAACUUGCAGUAUUAUGAAAUAUCAGCCAAGAGCAAUUACAACUUUGAAAAGCCGUUCUUGUAUCUGGCUAGGAAACUUGCUGGUGAUCCUUCAUUGCACUUUGUCGAGUCUCCAGCUCUUGCGCCGCCAGAAGUCCAAAUUGAUUUGGCUGCACAGCAACAACACGAACAAGAGCUUCUUACAGCUGCUAGUCAGCCCCUCCCUGACGAUGAUGAUGAUGCAUUUGACUGAGAAUGUGGGCCCUACUCUCCAACAUAUAGAUCAUAUGAUUGCGAACUUUUCUUUCAUUCGAUAAGGAUUUUUUGUUUGGUAGAUUGUAGUAGAGGGGUUUGGAGGUUUUUGCAUGGAUUGUGAUUUGAUUAUGGGCUGUGGGAAGAUGAUUUUUAUCUUCUAUGUGUUGUUUAGAUACACUAUUUGUAUCCUUUAUUAGUUCACAUUUACAAUUGAGAUCUUUUAUGUUUUACUACUCUCUCUGAUUUCUUUGAAAAUACAGAUUUAUUUGCUAUGGGA
Messenger RNA from Erythranthe guttata (spotted monkey flower), 1149 nucleotides. Its product is annotated as GTP-binding nuclear protein Ran1B. Lineage: Eukaryota; Viridiplantae; Streptophyta; Magnoliopsida; Lamiales; Phrymaceae. Gene Ontology annotation, biological process: protein import into nucleus; ribosomal subunit export from nucleus. Gene Ontology annotation, molecular function: GTP binding; GTPase activity. The record is from RefSeq and is a predicted model, not a curated record. Gene Ontology annotation, cellular component: cytoplasm; nucleus.